Messenger RNA from Schistocerca piceifrons (Central American locust), 1441 nucleotides. RefSeq names its product cell growth regulator with RING finger domain protein 1-like. Gene Ontology annotation, biological process: negative regulation of cell growth. NCBI's taxonomy places the organism in Eukaryota, Metazoa, Arthropoda, Insecta, Orthoptera, Acrididae. The transcript is spliced from 7 exons. The record is from RefSeq and is a predicted model, not a curated record. The coding region runs from base 171 to 1298 and encodes 375 amino acids.
CAAGUAUGGCAAGAUCGGAACAAAAUAUACAUCUAGCAGAACGCUUUCACAUUCGGUAGUCGGCGACGCGAUGGCAACAAAAAUCGUAGUUGUGCGUAACACUCGGUGCUGAUCACUUCUUCCAAAUCACAGUUUUGAGUUUAGUCACAUUGAUAUCUGAAAUUAAAGUUAUGUUAGUUACAAUGAGUGCGUUCCUUGUGUCAAUGGUUGAACUGUCAAACAUAUUUUCAGUUUUAGCACUUUUGAUAUGUUUUUGUGCUACGAUUUUAUUUAUAAUGAGCAGAAACAUGACGAUGUUCCGGCUGAACGGUGACGAGUUGAUGUUCGGCACCUCAGUGCACCACAUACAACAGCACAUUCCUCAAAUGAAGAUGAUGAAAGUGCACAUACCCUUCACCUUCAAGCUGCUAGAGUCCACUAAGCCAUCCUACUCGGGAUCACCCACAGGUAUGAGCUUCACGAGUUCUGGCAUCCAAACUGCAAUAAAUUUGCUAGAUUUGCAGUGUGUGAUAUCAAGUCAAGUUCCUUACACACUACAGGCCUUCUGGGGAGUUUCUAUCAGAGAGCUGCACCUUUUCCUAUGGAGACCUUGGAGUGUACUGCAAAAGGAAGUUGAACAAGGAAACUUACUGCAGGGUUUCUAUCAACAGAAGGGAGCAGUUGUACACAAGUCCAACCAUGGAGAUGAACUGUUUACACUGCACUUGCCUCAGCCAGAGCUUGACUUGGGUACUCCACCACGCCUGUGUUAUCCUCUGGUGGUUUUCCUGAUAAGGAAGGACAGUCACACAAUGCAUCCUGAUGAGACGGUGGCUUUAAUCAAUGUAAUUCACAUAAAGGAUUCUGUUUGUACAUUGCCAACAAGUAUUCUUGCUCAGUAUCUGAAGCAAGCAAAUGGUCAACUCUCCUGUUUGAAGCAAUUAUAUCUAGCAACUGGUAAUCCUCUCACCUACGAUGAUGAACAUCCUACACAGUCUCCUGCAGUAGUGUGUACAGAAGAUGAAGUAGGAUCAGUGUGGCAGUCUGCAGGGGAACAACUGUGUGUUGUAUGCCAACAUUUUCCCCUUUCAAGAGCUCUUCUACCUUGCCGCCAUACCUGCAUCUGUGCCAGCUGCUUUGGAAAACUUGAUCGCUGCCCAAUGUGUCGCAGUCCAAUACGCAGCUACUUUUGCAUACGAAGUGAAGAGUACAUGCCUGUUGAGCCAGGAAUCAAGCCAUCUGCAAAGAUGGCACAACCAAUGCGCUGGCUUCAUGAUCUCAAUGACCGCCUUACAGAUUUCUUAGGAUUUCAGCGGUGAAAUCUGUGGAGUGAAAAAGAUGUUACCAUUUGAACUGAAACUGCGAUUUGUGGUUAUGCACUACAGUUGUAAAAUAAAGGGCACAGUGUGCCUAAACUGUAAAUACCAUUACAUAAAGGUUUCUGCUGUGUAGAAAGAGGAGG